GGCUGGCGUUCCCGGCGCUCCCAGCCGUCGGUCUCCCUGCCGCGGUCGCGCAGUCUCGCGAGAGUUGGGAGUAAACAGCCCCGAAUGGAGACGCGAGGCGUGUUUGCCGCGGAGGCGCCGUUAUCCCGGGCCCCCCGGACCCGAACUUGAGGCGGCCGCAGCUGCCUUAAAACCCUUCUUCCUGGAGAGAAGUGAGGAGUAACUAAAGGAGGAAACGAAAAGGUGUUUCGUGCCUGAGCUGCACGUGUGUCUCAUCUUCUAACGGGGCGUCUUGGUGGCCCUCUGGCCUGUGGUGCACGUAGGACUGACUCCCGCCUGGCUCGCUUUGUUUUGUAGACCGCUUACAACUCCCAGAGUGACCGCUCGCCCCGCUGGACUGUGGUUCUGUGCUGCAGAUGGAGCGUAGGACUCAGUUGUCUGGGCCAGAGUGAGAGGAGCCCGAGGCCCAAGAUGGAGAAGAAACGAAGAAAGAAAUGAAAGCCUCCUUCCAGGCCAAACCACAAAAGGCCAUGAAAUUUACCUUUUAUUUACGUUGGACAAGACUGUAAAAUGGCUGAUCAAUAAUGUUUCAGCUUUUUGCCGGAACAAAAAUUAACUUAUAAUCAAGGAAGAAAAAAGUGCGAUUUGAAUUUAUGCGAUUUUAUGACCAUUUUCACUUAAGACCAUGAAGCUUGUCAACAUCUGGCUGCUUCUGCUAGUGGUUUUGCUCUGUGGGAAGAGACAUCUGGGGGACAGAUUGGAGAAGAAGUCUUUCGAAAAGGCCCCGUGCCCUGGCUGUUCCCACCUGACCUUGAAGGUGGAAUUCUCCUCAACAGUUGUGGAAUACGAAUACAUCGUGGCUUUCAAUGGAUACUUUACAGCCAAAGCUAGGAAUUCUUUUAUUUCAAGUGCCCUGAAGAGCAGUGAAAUAGACAAUUGGAGAAUCAUUCCACGAAACAACCCAUCCAGUGACUACCCUAGUGAUUUUGAGGUGAUUCAGAUAAAAGAAAAACAGAAAGCGGGGCUGCUCACACUUGAAGAUCAUCCCAACAUCAAACGGGUGACACCCCAGCGGAAAGUCUUCCGUUCGCUCAAGUACGCGGAGUCUGAUCCUGGAGCGCCGUGUAACGACACCCGGUGGAGCCAGAAGUGGCAGUCGUCACGGCCCCUGCGAAGAGCCAGCCUCUCCCUGGGCUCUGGGUUCUGGCACGCUACAGGGCGACACUCGAGUAGACGGUUGCUGCGAGCCAUCCCGCGCCAGGUCGCCCAGACCCUGCAGGCCGACGUGCUCUGGCAGAUGGGCUACACAGGUGCUAACGUAAGGGUUGCUGUUUUUGACACUGGGCUGAGUGAGAAGCAUCCCCACUUCAAAAAUGUGAAGGAAAGAACCAACUGGACCAAUGAGCGGACGUUGGAUGACGGGCUGGGCCAUGGCACCUUUGUGGCAGGUGUGAUAGCCAGCAUGCGGGAGUGCCAAGGAUUUGCUCCAGAUGCGGAACUUCAUAUUUUCAGGGUCUUUACCAAUAACCAGGUAUCCUACACCUCCUGGUUCCUGGACGCCUUCAAUUACGCCAUCCUGAAGAAGAUGGAUGUGCUGAACCUCAGCAUCGGCGGGCCCGACUUCAUGGACCAUCCCUUUGUCGACAAGGUGUGGGAAUUAACGGCUAACAACGUAAUCAUGGUUUCUGCUAUUGGCAACGAUGGGCCUCUUUAUGGCACUCUGAAUAACCCUGCUGACCAAAUGGACGUGAUCGGAGUGGGUGGCAUUGACUUCGAGGACAACAUCGCCCGCUUCUCCUCGAGGGGAAUGACUACCUGGGAACUGCCAGGAGGCUAUGGCCGUGUGAAGCCCGAUAUCGUCACCUAUGGCGCUGGAGUGAGGGGCUCUGGUGUGAAAGGGGGCUGCCGGGCCCUGUCGGGGACCAGCGUGGCAUCUCCGGUGGUCGCCGGUGCCGUCACCUUGCUGGUAAGCACAGUGCAGAAGCGUGAACUGGUGAACCCGGCCAGCAUGAAGCAGGCGCUCAUUGCGUCCGCCCGCAGGCUUCCUGGUGUGAAUAUGUUUGAGCAAGGCCACGGCAAGCUGGAUCUCCUCAGGGCCUAUCAGAUCCUCAACAGCUACAAGCCGCAGGCGAGUCUGAGCCCCAGCUACAUAGAUCUGACCGAGUGUCCCUACAUGUGGCCGUACUGCUCCCAGCCCAUCUACUAUGGAGGGAUGCCGACAAUCGUCAACGUCACGAUCCUCAACGGCAUGGGCGUCACAGGAAGGAUUGUAGACAAGCCUGACUGGCAGCCCUACUUGCCGCAGAAUGGAGACAACAUCGAAGUUGCUUUCUCGUACUCCUCCGUGUUAUGGCCGUGGUCAGGCUACCUGGCCAUCUCCAUCUCUGUCACCAAGAAGGCGGCUUCAUGGGAAGGCGUCGCACAGGGACACGUCACGGUCACCGUAGCUUCCCCAGCGGAGUCAAAAAAUGGUGCAGAACAGACUUCAACCGUGAAGCUCCCAAUUAAGGUGAAGAUAAUUCCUGCUCCUCCACGGAGCAAGAGAGUUCUCUGGGACCAGUACCACAACCUCCGCUACCCCCCUGGCUACUUCCCCAGGGAUAACCUGAGAAUGAAGAAUGACCCUCUGGACUGGAAUGGUGACCAUAUCCACACCAACUUCCGGGACAUGUACCAGCACUUGAGAAGCAUGGGCUACUUUGUUGAAGUCCUCGGCUCCCCUUUCACAUGCUUUGACGCAAGUCAGUAUGGAACUUUGCUCAUGGUGGACAGCGAGGAGGAGUACUUCCCCGAGGAGGUUGCCAAGCUGAGGAGGGAUGUGGACAAUGGCCUUUCACUCAUUGUCUUCAGUGAUUGGUACAACACGUCUGUCAUGAGGAAAGUCAAGUUUUACGACGAAAACACGAGGCAGUGGUGGAUGCCGGACACCGGAGGGGCUAAUGUCCCUGCUCUGAACGAACUUCUCUCUGUCUGGAACAUGGGGUUCAGCGAUGGCCUGUAUGAAGGGGAUUUUACUUUAGCAAACCAUGACAUGUAUUACGCGUCAGGGUGCAGCAUUGCUAAAUUUCCAGAAGAUGGCAUAGUGAUAACACAGACUUUUAAAGACCAAGGAUUGGAGGUUUUAAAGCAGGAAACGGCAGUUGUUGAAAAUGUGCCCAUUUUGGGACUUUAUCAGAUCCCAGCUGAGGGCGGAGGCCGGAUUGUGCUGUAUGGAGACUCCAACUGUUUGGACGACAGUCACCGACAGAAGGACUGCUUUUGGCUCCUGGAUGCGCUUCUCCAAUACACGUCCUAUGGGGUGACCCCUCCCAGCCUCAGUCAUUCCGGAAACCGGCAGCGCCCUCCCAGCGGAGCCGGCUCGGCCACUCCAGAGAGGAUGGAAGGGAACCACCUGCACCGGUACUCCAAGGUCCUCGAGGCCCGUCUGGGAGGCCCGGAGCCUCGGGCUCUGCCGGCCUGUCCGCACCUGUCAUGGGCCAAGCCACAGCCUUUAAACGAGACGGCUCCCAGUAAUCUUUGGAAACAUCAGAAGCUGCUCUCCAUUGACCUGGACAAAGUGGUGUUACCCAACUUCCGAUCGAACCGCCCUCAAGUGAGACCGUUGUCUCCCGGAGAGAGCGGUGCCUGGGACAUUCCUGGAGGGAUCAUGCCUGGCCGCUACAACCAGGAGGUGGGCCAGACCAUCCCCGUGUUUGCCUUCCUGGGAGCCAUGGUGGUCCUGGCCUUCUUUGUGGUACAAAUCAACAAGGCCAGAAGCAGGCCGAAGCGCAGGAAGCCCAGGGUGAAGCGCCCCCAGCUCAUGCAGCAGGCUCACCCACCAAAGACCCCUUCGGUGUGACAGCAGCCCAGCCGACCGUGAGAGCCAAAGAGAGCCUUCGAGGACGGCCGUGGGGGGCAGCCCACUGGAAAGGGAUCACGUCUCCAGCUGCAGCGUCGUCGAGUCUGUCCUCAGUGGGCCUCCCGGGGGCCUGCGGGAGGGGCUCGUGGGUCAGCCUCUGGGGGGACCUCCUGCAGCUGCAGCGCGCACCCAGGGUGGGGGGGGUUUGGGCAGGCUGGCUGGGGCCCCUGACCCGAGGGGGCGCGCCGCGUUACACCAGCGAAAGCUCUGACCAAGCUGAACUGUGCUCGUCAAAGGCUAUUUUCUAUAUUUAUUGUUGGGAAAAGUCACUUUAAAGACUUGUGCUAUUUGGAAGCAAAGCUAUUUUUUUUGUCAGUGGAAUGCAGUUUUUUACUAUGACAUCAUGAGGAAUAACACAGAUUCCGUGAUCUCCUUUUCGAUGAAAGGACAGACUGAGAUUUGAAGGAAACUUGCACAGAUCUGUGAAACAUAGACCUUCGCUUUAUUUUUAUAAGUAUCAACUGCCAUCAUGUUUUGUAAUUUGGGGUCUUGAUUUCACCAUUGUCGGUGAAGAAAAUUUUCAAUAAAUAUGCAUUACCUGUAUGAAGCUGAAAA
Molecule: messenger RNA, 4432 nt
Organism: Ailuropoda melanoleuca (giant panda)
Lineage: Eukaryota; Metazoa; Chordata; Mammalia; Carnivora; Ursidae
Gene: MBTPS1
Product: membrane bound transcription factor peptidase, site 1
Exons: 23
Coding region: 665-3817 (1050 amino acids)
Biological process (GO): proteolysis
Cellular component (GO): Golgi apparatus
Molecular function (GO): serine-type endopeptidase activity
Source: RefSeq, a predicted model, not a curated record